Molecule: messenger RNA, 681 nt
Organism: Adineta steineri
Lineage: Eukaryota; Metazoa; Rotifera; Eurotatoria; Adinetida; Adinetidae
Source: the annotation of a GenBank genome assembly
AUGUGGUAUACUCUUCCAUGGUCUUUUGAAAAAAAAUUUCAGAUACCAAUUAUACAUGAAUAUAAUCAUAAAAGAAAACUAUAUACAUUACCUUCAUCAUCUAAUAUAAUUAUUCCACCCAAUAUUUUGACUUUAAAUGAACAAGCUAAUAUUUCACCAUUACCUCACUUUUAUUUUGUUCCUUCGAAAAUUCUUCAACAUAAUAAUCAAUCUUCUUAUUAUCAUGACAUUCAAACAACUAUUCCUAUAACAAUUCCAGCUGAUCGUAUUAUUGUAAUAGAUUGUCUUGAAAGAAUAACCGACUUUAUAUAUACACGAAAUCUUCGUUCUAUUCAUAUUAUUUUGAAUUUUUCACAAACAUUUACAACUAUUAAUUGGAAAUUUGUACGUAUAUUUUCAUUUCUUCCGUUGUUAAAGUCAUUCCGCAUAACGAUACGUAAUUCUGAAAGUAUUCUUGAAGAUGAACAUUGUCAAUUGAUUGCAGAGAGAGUACUAAAACUAACUGAUUUUGUGUUUUGUUUUCGAAGAGACAGUGGUCCCAUCGAUGAUACUAAUGAUCAAUUCAAUAUUCAUCAAAAGUCAAUUUUAAAUUUAUAUAAUCAUAUAUCCAUAUUAAUUCGAGAUCAACAACAUAAGAUUCUUCUCGAAACAGAUGGAUGUGGAUUGACGAUAUGGCUAUGA